AUGUCUACAGCAAGCUCGUUUUUUAAACCCUUUAUGUCGCUAGUCGUCUACAUCUCUGUGCAUGCAGCAAAACGACCAAUCCAUACCAUAGUAUCCAUUGCAGCCCUUGCAACUACAGCAUAUUUCUCCAUCCUUGAUCUCUCUGUAGGCCCAGCCAACCUCGAUUCGUUUGCCGUUUCUUAUUACCAUCCAGGUGGCCCAACAUCCAAUGCCUCUGAAUGGGUCCCAGUCUCUUCGUCUGCUGACUAUCCAGAUGCUCCACACUAUGCAUCUGCAAAACUUGUGUUUGCAGGCCUUCCCUCUGCCCAGGUCCCCCCAGUCGUCCCCAAUACUUUUGAUUCGGAUGUAAACCCACACGAAAAGAGCCUUGUUGUCCCUUAUGACGAACUUUCUCAGUGGCUCAAGAAUUCCGCCGUACUUGCUGGUCCUGACCAAGAACCCUGGCGUCUCCGUCAAUCUUUCAGCUGGGUUCUUUGGGCUAAAUGGAACUUUACUCGUUUGUUGGACCUCAUUCAUGCCACCGAGACCUUUGAUCUCGCCGUUGUCUUUAUUGGCUAUCUCGCCAUGUACUUUACCUUCAUUUCUCUCUACAUUUCAAUGAAGCAUCUUGGAUCAAAGUUUUGGCUGGCUACUAGUGUUAUGCUUUCCUCCACAUUUGCAUUCAUGUUUGCCUUUGUUACUUCAUUUUCUCUUGGUGUCCCCGUGUCCCUAAUCACCCUUUCUGAGGGUCUCCCCUUUUUGGUCGCUACUGUGGGUUUUGGCAACAAAAUCAAGCUCACAAGAGCAACCCUUAAAGCUGUCCGCUCACGCCCUCCUGGAUCAUCCAUUGAACACGUUGUUUCUGAUGUCCUUUCCACUCAGGGCACUUUGAUGCUUCGUGAUUAUUCUCUUGAAAUCAUUGCCCUUCUUGGUGGUGCUUACUUUGGUGUUAAUGGUCUUUGGCAGUUUUGCUUCCUUAGUGCUUGGAUCCUCUUUUAUGAUUACAUUUUGACUGCCACUUUCUACUCUGCUAUUCUUUCCAUUAAAGUGGAAAUUGGCAAAAUCAAGCAAAAGGAAUCAAUCCGUCAGGCUCUUGAAGAGGAUGGUGUUUCUGAAUCUGUUGCGGAAUCUGUUGCAGAAACAUCUACUGAUACCCCUGGAACUAAAUCCAACCACUCGGUUACUCUCUUUAAAAUCUUUAUGGUUUCUGCCUUUUUGUUUUUAAACUUUGUCCAACUUUCUCCCUCUGUUUUCCAAACUUUUUCCAAAAAAUCGUCUUCUUCCGAAACCUUGUUUAACCUUGUUCCCUUUGCCGAUACCGGCGUUGUUGUCACCAUUCUCCCGACACUCAUUUUUGAACAUGCAAGCCUUUCAGCUCGUUUUGACACUGUUUUCCACAGAAUCCUCAAUCGCCUGACUGAAAUUGUUGCCGACCCUCUGAUCUCCAAGUUCAUCGUUAUUGGCUUGGCCAUUAGCAUUGGCCUUAAUGCUUACCUAUUUCGUGCUGCUCAGGAUCCCGUUGUUGUUAAGGUUGUUGAAAAAGUUGUCGAGGUUGAAAAGAAAGUUCAUGUUUACCUCCGCAAAACCGAUACACCUCCAUCUGAUCGUUCCAGUGUUGGCUCAAGCAGUAGCAACGACGCUGGCCUCGAACUCCAGCUUGGAAAGACUAUUGUUGAAGAGGAUUAUGAAGAAGUCAAGCUGCGCUCGCUUCAAGAAUCUGAAGUUUUUCUCAAGGCUGGCAAUGCUAAGCUUCUUAAUGACGAAGAGCUCGUCAAUCUGGCUCUUGCAGGCAAACUCCCCCUUUACGCUUAUGAAAAAACUUUAGGUGACAAUGCGCGUGCUGUGACUAUUCGCCGUGCCGUUGUUUCUCGUUUGUCUGAAACCAAAAAACUCGAGUCAUCUAAGCUUCCAUAUCUUCACUUUGAUUAUGACCGUGUUUUUGGUGCUUGCUGCGAAAAUGUUAUUGGCUAUAUUCCCCUUCCCAUUGGUGUUGCCGGUCCCCUUGUCAUUGAUGGCAAGGAGUACUUUAUUCCCAUGGCUACUACAGAAGGCUGUCUUGUUGCUUCGACCAUGCGUGGUUGCAAAGCUAUCAAUGCUGGUGGUGGUGUUACAACUGUUUUGACUCACGACGGCAUGACCCGUGGUCCUUGUGUUCAGUUCCCCUCUCUUCGCCGUGCAGGUGAAGCCAAACUGUGGCUCGACUCUGAGGAAGGUCAGCGCACAAUCAAAAAGGCAUUCAACUCCACGUCACGGUUUGCCCGUCUGCAAACUAUCAAGACCGCCAUGGCCGGAACUUUACUGUUUAUUCGCUUUUGCACAACAACUGGUGAUGCAAUGGGUAUGAAUAUGAUUUCCAAGGGUGUUGAGUACUCGCUCAAGUACAUGGCUGAACAAUGCGGCUUUGAAGAUAUGGAGGAGAUUUCUGUUUCAGGCAACUACUGCUCGGACAAGAAGCCCGCUGCUAUUAACUGGAUUGAGGGCCGAGGCAAGAGUAUUGUUGCUGAAUCAUUAAUUCCUAAGGCUGUUGUUGAAAAAGUGCUCAAGAGUGAUGUGGACGCACUUGUAGAGCUCAACAUUAGCAAAAACCUUGUCGGCAGCGCCAUGGCCGGAAGUAUUGGUGGAAAUAAUGCUCAAGCUGCCAAUCUCGUUGCAGCAAUUUAUCUGGCAACUGGUCAGGAUCCUGCUCAGGUCGUGGAAAGUGCAAACUGCAUGACACUCAUGAAGAAUGUCAAUGGUGAUCUUCACCUGACUGUGUCUAUGCCUUCGAUAGAAGUCGGUACAAUUGGUGGUGGAACAAUUCUCGAGGCACAGGGCUCGAUGCUUGAUCUGUUAGGAGUUCGUGGCCCCCACCCAACAGACCCUGGCAGUAAUGCACGCCAGCUAGCCAAGAUUGUGGCAUCUGGUGUAAUGGCUGCUGAGCUUUCGCUGUGUUCUGCUCUGGCUGCUGGCCAUCUUGUGCAGAGCCACAUGGCACUGAACCGUUCCAAGGCUCCGACGCCAAACCCCGGUGCGUCGAGUGCCGACAUUAAGCGGUUGACGGAGGGUUCUCAGAUUUGUAUCAAGUCGUAG
Molecule: messenger RNA, 3048 nt
Organism: Magnusiomyces paraingens
Lineage: Eukaryota; Fungi; Ascomycota; Dipodascomycetes; Dipodascales; Dipodascaceae
Exons: 1
Coding region: 1-3048 (1015 amino acids)
Biological process (GO): isoprenoid biosynthetic process; coenzyme A metabolic process; ergosterol biosynthetic process
Cellular component (GO): peroxisomal membrane; endoplasmic reticulum membrane
Molecular function (GO): hydroxymethylglutaryl-CoA reductase (NADPH) activity; protein binding
Source: RefSeq, a predicted model, not a curated record